AUGAGUAGAAAAUGUACAUCUUCCAUACCUUCAUCUUUUGCAUCAAUCUAUUUGAUUAGUGCUUUCUUUGCAAUUUCAUUUUUUUCUUUGCUUUAUAUCAAAUACCCAAAACAAAUCAAUAACAUUGAAUACUUAAAAAUUAUUGCACCAACAAAAUCCACCCCACCACCAUUUUUAAUCAAUGAUUUUACACUACCUUCUUUUAUCGUAAAUGAUCAUUUUAAGGUUGUUUCUGAGAGUUCUCCAUCAUUAAAUUCACAGUUUUCGCCUUCAAAUCAAUUAGAAGAAGUGACGGAUGAUGAUUUAAAACACGAAAAUGAAGAUGAAGAUGAAGAUGAACAUGAAAACGAAUCAACAUUUUCAGAAGUUGAUCAUAUUUCAUACCCACCAAGUAAUUUCACUAAAGAACAAAGAAUGGAAUGGAUCAAACAAAAGCUACCAGAGUCAAGAAUACUAGAAUCAACACCAAAAACCCGAAAAUUCGACAUAAAAAUACAACAAUUUGUUCGAACCAAAAGAUGCAAAGCAAUCAUUUUCCUUACAUGGAUUUCCCCCACAAGAUUAUUUGGUAAAAGAGAAAUGUUCUCCCUAGAGAGUAUACUUAAGGCACAUCCUAAUAGUUGUGUCAUCAUAAUCUCUCGAAUAAUGGGCUCUAAACAGGGGAAAACUAUACUUAAACCAUUAUUAGAACAGGGUUACUUAAUCCUUACAGUUGCACCAGAUUUCCAUCUGAUCUUUAAUGGCACACCAGCUCAAGAUUGGCUGAAAAGGCUUGAAAAUGGGCAGCUUGAUCCAGGCAAAAUACCCAUUACACAAAACUUUGCGAACCUUCUAAGGCUCGCGAUUUUGUACAAGUAUGGAGGUAUCUAUUUCGAUACUGAUAUGAUCAUUCUUAAGGAUGUUUCUGGGUUAAGAAACUCCAUUGGAAUUCAAGAAUUUGAUGAAGAAAAAAAGACAUGGAUUUCAGUGAACAAUGCUGUAUUGAUCUUUGAUAAGAAUCAUCCUCUUUUGUUUAAGUUCAUGGAGGAAUUUAACUCAAGUUUUGAUGGAAGUUUGUGGGGUCAUAAUGGGCCCUACAUGGCUACUAGAAUCAUUAAGGAAGUUAUUAAUGAUCCAAAGUAUCAAUUCAAUGUUAUGUCUCCAAUGGCUUUUUACCCAAUUAGUUGGCAAAGUAUUCUUAUGUAUUAUAGGAAUUCACAAGGGAAUGAUUCUGAAAUGAUUAGAGAUAUGUUUGGGAAGAUUAGUAAAGAGUCUUAUGGUGUUCAUCUUUGGAACAAAAUUAGUUGGAAUACUAAGAUUCAAAAUGGUAGUGUUAUUGGAAGAUUGAUUUCUGAUCAUUGCUCUAGAGACGUUCUCAACUCUCACAUAGGGAUGGUUAAGGGUCCAAGACUCUAUUGUACUCGCCUCGAAUCCGUCCUUUUUAAGGGUUUGGAUAUAUUUUUAAAAUCCAUGGAAUCUGGAUCUAUGGACAUAGAUCCGAGAGUCGGAUCUAGACCCGUCCUCUAG
Amaranthus tricolor (Joseph's coat) is the source of this 1506-nucleotide messenger RNA. RefSeq lists its product as uncharacterized. The record is from RefSeq and is a predicted model, not a curated record. Lineage: Eukaryota; Viridiplantae; Streptophyta; Magnoliopsida; Caryophyllales; Amaranthaceae. The coding region runs from base 1 to 1506 and encodes 501 amino acids. The transcript has 2 exons.